AUGGCACUAGUGAGGAGCAGUGCUUUGUUGGGUGUGCACUGCUGGGUGGGUGUGGGAUCUAGGCUGAUUUUUAUACUCAGUAGCAGCAACUGUGGAAGCCAAAAACUCUAUCCUUUGAGACUUCAAGCCACUGAAACAGCAGCUUUCUGUUUGGGUUCUAGUCCCCUCAUGCUAGGUGGACUGAAAUAUGCUCUAGGCUUAAUCAGCAGCUUGGCAGCCCCACAUCCCCUGACCUCACUUAUUCCUAGCCGCGGCUUCCAAACCAGUGCCAUUUCAAGGCACAUUGACACGGCAGCCAAGUUCAUUGGGGCUGGGGCUGCCACUGUAGGGGUGGCUGGCUCUGGGGCUGGAAUUGGGACUGUGUUUGGGAGCCUCAUCAUUGGUUAUGCCAGGAAUCCCUCUCUGAAGCAACAGCUCUUCUCCUAUGCCAUUCUGGGCUUUGCCCUCUCGGAAGCCAUGGGGCUCUUUUGCCUGAUGGUGGCCUUUCUCAUCCUCUUCCCCAUGUGAAGGAGUCGUCUCCACCUCCCAUAGGUCUUUCUCCCAUGUCUUGUCUGCCCUGUAUGCCCUGUAUGUUCCUUUUCCUAUACCUCCCCAGGCAGCCUGGGGAAAGUGGUUGGCUCAGGGUUUGACAGAGGAAAGACAAAUAAAUACUGUAUUAAUAAGAUCUUUAA
This is a messenger RNA of Nyctereutes procyonoides (raccoon dog), 671 nucleotides long. RefSeq names its product ATP synthase F(0) complex subunit C2, mitochondrial-like. The record is from RefSeq and is a predicted model, not a curated record. Gene Ontology annotation, molecular function: proton transmembrane transporter activity. NCBI's taxonomy places the organism in Eukaryota, Metazoa, Chordata, Mammalia, Carnivora, Canidae. Gene Ontology annotation, biological process: proton transmembrane transport; proton motive force-driven ATP synthesis. The coding region runs from base 1 to 507 and encodes 168 amino acids. The transcript has 3 exons.